Molecule: messenger RNA, 1278 nt
Organism: Triticum turgidum subsp. durum (durum wheat)
Lineage: Eukaryota; Viridiplantae; Streptophyta; Magnoliopsida; Poales; Poaceae
Source: the annotation of a GenBank genome assembly
AUGGAUUUCGGUUGCUUCCAGCCCCACGCAGGGAGCUGCGAUGACAUGCCGCUUGAUUUCCAUGUGCAGCAGAGUGCCCACUAUGAUCUCCACUCCCUUGAUCGUUCGUUCGAACCUGUCGGUGGAUCGAUCGGCCCCUUUGCGGCCUUCUAUCCUGACUACUACCAGUACCCACAAGGCGUGACGACGAAAGCUGUCAUCAGUGGGGACUCUUCAUCAUCAAUCGUUCAUAGUUCUGGACCUCACCUGCCUCUGCUGACACCAAAACUUGAGGUUUCACAACUCAUGGGAGGCGGCCUUGGAUCAUACAAGACCUAUGAGAUGAGCCGCAGGUUUUUCCCAAGAAAGAAGGCCUCCAGUAAGGCUCUCAAGAGGGCUAAUGUUGUCAAAGGGCAAUGGACACUGGAAGAAGACAGGAAGUUGGUGAAGUUAGUGGAGCAGUUUGGAUUGAGGAAGUGGUCUCAGAUAGCGCAAAUGUUGCCUGGAAGAGUUGGAAAGCAAUGCAGAGAAAGAUGGCACAACCAUUUGAGACCUAACAUCAAGAAAGAUACAUGGAGUGAGGAGGAAGACAUGGUUCUAAUACAAACACACAAGGAGGUUGGCAACAAAUGGGCAGAGAUAGCUAAGCGCCUCCCUGGGAGAACUGAAAACUCCAUAAAAAAUCAUUGGAAUGCAACCAAGAGAAGGCAGUUUGCACGGAGGCGGACCCGCACAAGCGCCAAGAAUAUCAAAUCUGGGACCCUUCUGCAGAACUACAUCAAAAGCCUUGGAAUUGGCUCUAGCAAGGUCACUGCUGCUCCUCUAGCCCCAAAAGAACCUCCACUGUCACCAUCUUCACCAGCACCCCCAACACAAAAUCUGGCACAGGUGAAUGACAGUUGGUCAGAAUCCAACCCAUCCAACACAAUGAUCACCCAGGGACUAUUCAGCACAGAUGACAGAGAGGCUGACUCUUGUGAAGAAGUUCUAGUCCCUACAUGUGAUGAUUUUUCUGUUGACAUGUGUGAUGGUUUAUUUGACACAAAGGAGGAUGCGCAAUACCCGGUUUACAGCAUAGAUGAUGAUGUUGACAUGGACUAUAUCUUCAACCAUAUGGACUACACUAUUAAGAUUGACCAUGAGAUAGAUAUGGAGAUGGCGUGGUGUGAUGACGCACUCACAAACAUUGAAUCUGGAUCAUCGCUAUUGGUGACAGCGGUAGGUCCAACAGAAAUCAAGACUGUCCAGGUGAAGGAGGAGAUGGAUCUAGUUGAGCUGGUCACACGUACACAGACUUGA